AUGACUCAAGAACAAUCACAACAACCACCAUCAGGAUCACCAUCACAAUCGCCAGCUCCAACUGGUCCACCAUCAGGUGCUCCACCACAACAACAACCACCACAACAACAAUACUACGCUCCACCACCACAAGGUUACGCUCCACCACCACAAGGAACUGAGUACAGCGCUCCACCACAAGGAUACGCUCCACCACCACAAGGUUACGCUCCACCACCUCAAGGAUACGCUCCACCACCACAAGGAUACCCACCACAACAACAAUACUACGCUCCACCACCACAAGGUGCUUAUCCACCACCAGCCGGUGCCCCACCACAAACCUACAUGGCCGCACCAGCCACCACCGUCGUCGUCACUCAAGCCGCCGUCCAAUUCCGUGAGAUCCCAGUUGAUGUCACCUGUGGUCACUGUAACAACAGAGUCACCACCAGAACUGACUAUGUCGUCGGUGAAAUUUGA
Messenger RNA from Heterostelium album PN500, 462 nucleotides. RefSeq names its product lipopolysaccharide-induced TNF factor like protein (gene litaf). Lineage: Eukaryota; Evosea; Eumycetozoa; Acytosteliales; Acytosteliaceae. The transcript has 2 exons. Bases 1 to 462 code for a protein of 153 amino acids. The record is from RefSeq and is a predicted model, not a curated record.